Penicillium olsonii is the source of this 2112-nucleotide messenger RNA. The record is from the annotation of a GenBank genome assembly. Lineage: Eukaryota; Fungi; Ascomycota; Eurotiomycetes; Eurotiales; Aspergillaceae.
AUGCAAGCUUGCGAUCGGUGCCGUAGGCGAAAAUCAGGAUGCGGCAAGGAGCAGCCGUCAUGUGGGUUGUGCACCAAGGCAGGCGUGGCAUGCGUGUAUAGCGACAGAUCGAAGGAAGCCCCGAUUCGACGAGAUGUGAUUGAGAGGCUUGAGAGGCGAUUGCGUCAAACCGAGGCAACUAAUAGGGCACUCGCAGCAAGGCUGGCGGCUUCAAACUCCCCUCCACCUGUUGAAAACGCGUCUCCGGCGACGAGGAACUCUGAAACACGAGAAAACCGAAAUGAGGUCUCGGAUGAAGUUUCAUUUCUUUCUCUGAACGCGGGCGGCGAGCGGCAGUUUCUAGGCUCGACGAGCGGCGUGCUCUUUGCAGAUUUGAUCAGAUCCGCGAUUAGAGCUGAUGCCUCGAGUGCACCACAGGGGUCUUCUGGGCCUACACCGAUAUCUGGGCUGCCCACCAAAGCAUCGCCGCCAUCAAGGCUAUCCAGAGAAGCGCCUCCUCCGGUGCUGGAAAGCGUGGCUCGAGAACUUCACGAUGCGUACUUUUAUCAUGACCAUCUGUGCUACCCGAUUCUUUCCCAGCAAUCAGCAGUGGCUAGCCUAGGCAAUAUAUAUGCAGACCCAACUAUACUGGAGAAAAAGCCAUGGGAGACAUUUUGCUUCUAUAUGAUUAUGGCCAUAUCCAUGUCAAACCUCCAGAAGCUUCAUUGGCAAUCGUUGCCUGAAGCAGAACUUUACCACACGCAUGCCAUCUCCCGGUUGAAUGAUAUACUCGCUUUAGGAGGACUAGAAGCCUUGCAGGCAAUACUUCUUCUGUGUCAAUACCAGUUGACAAGCUCGACACAAAUGACAUCCGCCAGCCUUUGGCACAUGGUCGGCAUGGCUGCCCGCAUGUGCUUCGAGAUGGGUCUGCAUCGUGAAGAGGCCUAUAAUCAUACAGGCAAGACUAAUGUGCCAGGGUCAUCACCCACGCCUCGACAACGGUGGCUCUGGUGUGUACUGGCAAUGGAUCGUGUCGUCAGCAUAACUCUAGGUCGUCCAUUCGCUAUUCAACUAGAAGACGUGAGCCUGAAGUUUCCCGCCUAUGAAAUGUCACCAUACAUGGGUCCUCAAGAGACCGACGGCUUGACUCGCACCGAACAGUACCGAGAAGCCGUGUUUGCCCAUAUUACACAAUAUCGCAUUCUUUGUGGCAGGAUCAUGACAUCCCUGCACAGAGUCCGCCACACAAACAAUGAAACCUCUGCUUUGGCUGCACAAGCGAGCCUUGCCAAUGAUCUAGAAGAGUGGCGUUGCAAAACAAAUACGAUUUUUCCCAACCAGGGCUCAACAGCUGCUGCUAAGCUGUCAAGCUUUUUGACUGCCGAAUGGUACGAAAUGAUAUAUCACAAUGCUUUACUUAUGCUCUACCGGCCUUCUCCGGCUCUCCCUUUGAGCUCGUCCAGAGCGGCUGUGGCAUUACCCAUAAUAUACGAUUCUGCAAAGCAGGCGAUUGGCUUCUACGCACAGCUACAUGAGCUACAGCGUAUCAAUUAUACCUGGAUCACUUUGCGCAGUGUUUUCAUGGCCGGACUCUCAUUUGUCUACGCUACUGGGCAGCACUUCCGUAACAAGAAGAACCGAAUACAUGCCUCAGAAACACCAAUACUGGAAUCAGACCCAUCAAUAAUGGAGAUUGUCAAUGUCUGCCGCAUGUGCUCGAAUGUCUUAGUAGCAGUUUCGGAACGCGGCAACAUUCCUCGACAUUGCCACCGUGUCUUCGAUCGACUGAGCGACGCUGUACUGAAGGAUGCGGUGGAGUAUCACACACAGCCUACAACCAACCAUCCAUCAACAGGCCUAUCGGUUCCUGUUCCUCCUGUUCCUUCUUUCAACAGCAACUUCCCCAAUGUCGCCACCUCAGAGUAUGCUAUGGGGAUGUCCCCAUCUGGGGGAUGGACUUUCAAUGAUGCAAUGCCAUCUUCUAUUCUGGCUGUUGACGACGUGUUCCGCGAUUGUUUUGAUGAUUUACAACAUUUCCAUGAGUCCACCUUUGGUGAAGAUCCCAUUGGCCAACUCUCACAAGAUUGGCUUGGACAGAUCGGGGGUAUACAGCUAGCUGAAAAUGACACAUAA